Molecule: messenger RNA, 2255 nt
Organism: Neomonachus schauinslandi (Hawaiian monk seal)
Lineage: Eukaryota; Metazoa; Chordata; Mammalia; Carnivora; Phocidae
Gene: TRIM36
Product: tripartite motif containing 36
Exons: 10
Coding region: 1-2154 (717 amino acids)
Molecular function (GO): protein binding; zinc ion binding
Source: RefSeq, a predicted model, not a curated record
AUGGAAGGGGAUGGUUCCGACUCGCUGGUUACCAUUAAGAAUAUCGAAAGAGAGCUCAUUUGCCCAGCAUGCAAGGAGCUGUUCACCCAUCCGCUGAUUCUCCCUUGUCAACACAGUAUCUGUCAUAAGUGUGUAAAAGAGCUCUUACUGACCCAUGAUGACUCAUUCAAUGACGUGGGAUCGGACAACUCCAAUCAGAGCAGUCCUCGACUUCGGCUCCCGUCCCCUAGCAUGGACAAAAUUGACAGAAUUAGCAGACCAGGCUGGAAGCGUGGUUCCCUGACCCCUAGGACAACCACUUUUCCUUGCCCUGGCUGUGAGCACGAUGUGGAUCUGGGAGAACGAGGAAUCAGUGGUCUGUUCCGCAAUUUCACUUUGGAAACUAUUGUUGAGAGGUACCGGCAGGCCGCAAGGGCGGCCACGGCCAUCAUGUGUGACCUCUGUAAGCCGCCACCGCAGGAGUCCACCAAGAGUUGCAUGGACUGUAGCGCGAGCUACUGCAAUGAGUGCUUCAAAAUUUACCACCCUUGGGGUACGGUGAAAGCUCAGCACGAGUACGUGGGUCCAACCACUAACUUUAGGCCCAAGAUUUUAAUGUGCCCAGAACAUGAAACGGAGAGAAUAAACAUGUACUGUGAGUUAUGUCGGAGGCCAGUUUGUCAUCUCUGUAAGUUGGGCGGUAAUCAUUCCAAUCACCGGGUGACCACCAUGAGCAGUGCCUACAAAACCUUAAAGGAAAAGCUUUCAAAGGAUAUUGAUUACCUUAUUGGCAAGGAGAGCCAGGUGAAGAGUCAAAUUUCUGAACUAAACUUGCUAAUGAAAGAAACAGAGUGUAACGGAGAGAGAGCAAAAGAAGAAGCAAUCACACAUUUUGAGAAGCUCUUUGAAAUCCUAGAAGAGAGGAAAUCAUCUGUUUUGAAAGCAAUUGAUGCUUCCAAGAAGCUAAGACUAGACAAAUUUCAGACUCAAGUGGAGGAAUAUCAGGGGCUUCUAGAGAACAAUGGGCUGGUGGGAUAUGCCCAAGAAGUGCUUAAGGAGACGGAUCAGUCCUGUUUCGUACAGACAGCGAAACAGCUCCACCUCAGAAUACAGAAAGCUACAGAAUCUUUGAAGAGCUUUAGACCCGCGGCUCAGACUUCUUUUGAAGACUAUGUUGUUAAUACAUCUAAACAAACAGAACUUCUUGGAGAAUUGUCCUUUUUCUCUAGUGGCAUAGAUGUGCCAGAGAUCAAUGAGGAACAGAGCAAAGUGUAUAACAAUGCUCUGAUCAACUGGAACCAUCCCGAGAAGGAUAAAGCGGAUAGCUAUGUUCUUGAAUAUCGGAAGAUUAACAGAGAUGAAGAAAUGCUGUCGUGGAACGAGAUUGAAGUGUGUGGCACGAGCAAAGUCAUCUCAGACCUGGAAAGCAAUUGUAACUAUGCUUUCCGAGUGAGAGCCUACAAGGGUUCGAUCUGCAGCCCUUGCAGCAGGGAGCUGAUCCUCCAUACCCCUCCAGCUCCAGUUUUCAGUUUCCUCUUUGAUGAAAAAUGUGGCUAUAAUAAUGAACACCUCUUGCUGAACUUGAAGAGAGACCGCGUAGAGAGCAGAGCUGGGUUUAAUCUCCUGCUUGCCGCGGAGCGCAUCCAAGUAGGUUAUUACACAAGCCUGGACUACAUCAUUGGAGAUGUUGGAAUUACCAAGGGGAAGCACUUCUGGGCCUUCCGUGUGGAGCCGUAUUCAUACCUGGUCAAAGCAGGAGUAGCUUCCAGUGAUAAACUACAGGAAUGGCUCCGUUCUCCCCGUGAUGCCGUUAGCCCAAGAUAUGAGCAAGACAGCGGCCAUGACAGUGGAAGCGAAGAUGCGUGCUUUGAUUCCUCACAGCCGUUCACAUUGGUCACCAUAGGCAUGAAGAAGUUCUUCAUCCCCAAGUCCGCCACUUCUGCCAAUGAACCUGAGAACAGAGUUCUCCCCAUGCCCACAAGCAUAGGGGUUUUCCUUGACUGUGAUAAAGGCAGAGUGGCUUUCUUUGACAUGGAUCACAUGAAAUGUUUGUACGAGCGCCAGGUGGACUGCUCGCACACCAUGUACCCAGCAUUUGCAUUAAUGGGCAGUGGAGGAAUUCAGCUUGAGGAACCCAUCUCGGCAAAAUACCUGGAAUACCAAGAGCACAUGUAGUUUAAGCAUCAGUGACUUAAGGUGGAAAAGGGAAACGGAAUAAUGCCUUGGUGUUAACCUUCCUAACUAAUUACAUAUCAUCUAAGUAGUCCGUGGCCACA